This is a messenger RNA of Hyalella azteca, 3815 nucleotides long. Its product is annotated as nonsense-mediated mRNA decay factor SMG8. Lineage: Eukaryota; Metazoa; Arthropoda; Malacostraca; Amphipoda; Hyalellidae. The record is from RefSeq and is a predicted model, not a curated record. Gene Ontology annotation, biological process: nuclear-transcribed mRNA catabolic process, nonsense-mediated decay. The transcript is spliced from 20 exons. The coding region runs from base 123 to 3161 and encodes 1012 amino acids.
UCCACAGUUACAAUCAUCCAUACAGAUCUUGACAGUCAAUACUGUAACAUUUAAUACUUUAGUUUUAGCAGCAAAAAUAUCCUCUUUAUUUUUUUGGUGAUAAGGAUAGUUAACUUGAAGCAAUGAAGGAAAUUUUUACUGGUCCUUUUCAGAUACCUUUCAAAAUAGAUAAUGGGUCACUAAUUGUAGGUGAUGAGUCUGUUGCUGUCGUGUCCAUUGUUGGACAAAGUGAACUGGAAGAUGGUUGUGACAAGGCUGCUGUUCUUAGGCUGAUGCUUGGCUAUAGCAUUUCUAAACCUCUGCAUCUGCAACCUCUGCAGUUGGAUGAUUCUUUGGUUCUCCUAAAUGGCUGGUAUGAUAAAUCAUUGCGUGUUGUAUUUCUUCAUCUGGUGGGCUGCCAAGACCAGGCCUUCCUAAACUCAGAGGCAGUCAAUGAUUUGUAUGAGAAGAAGGACUCGGUAGCAGCAACUAGUCUCCUAGAUCAGCAAUAUAAGCGUGCACUGCUCUUUGUGUUCUCCAUGUCACAUUUUGUAUUGUGGCGCUUUACAACGCAUGUUCUGGACACAACUUGCAUUACCACUUUAAGAUCUCUGCAUGAGAUUAGAACUGAGGUGCUGCAGGCCGUGUCUUCAGCCCUGCAAGAAGUGGGCGAUGUUCCACUCAGUUGGGUGAACUGUGGCCGCCUCUGCUGCCCGCGCCUGCUUUUCCUAUUUUCUGAUGCUUUCCUGGAUGCUGAAGAACUGGCACAUCAACUUGGCCCUGAAGGGGAACCUGUGAGUGUAGACAACGCCCUGCGCACCGUGGAACGAAGCCUUGAGGACCAAAUUUACAGACUUAUGAGACGAACUUGGAUAAUCACAAACAACACGGCAAACGCUUUAGUGUCAUUGCCUCCACGCAAACAAUAUGUGUACCUCGUCUCCCGGCAGCAGCAGUCUAUACCAACUCAAGAUCAAGCCCUCUCUGCCCUGGAGCAGCUCUGCUCUGGAUCUUUUCAAGAAUCAGCAGCAGCAGUUGACCUGAUGCGGUGCAGCUUGCACGCCCUGGACAACGCACAGCUGCUGGACGACAGCGGCGUGGCGCAGAGGAGCGGCGGCGGCGCUGCGGUCACCAGGAAGAAGCAGCGCGCCCUGCCUGACGUGCUCGCGCUCAACCUCCUUAACGCUCACAUCUCUGACCGCGAGACUAAUAACGAGCGUCGUUUUUCAAGUUUCCUGCAACAACACAUCAGCUCAGCUUUAUCAGGAGGAUUCGAUGACAACGUCGGACGAAGCAACACUGUCCCAGUAUUUGUUUUACCUAAACUAGCAACGUGGCUCUCGGCUGCCAAUCGUCUCUACCAGCUGUUCAUCACUCCGGAAAAAGAUGAAACGUUGUCAGCAGACGUGCUAGAAAGGCUCACCCUGGAGAGCAGCGAGCUGAAAUUCGUACGCAACACAUGUCGUAAAGCCUACGAAUCUGCCCUGGGCUUCUACACGUUCAACGUCCCCCAGCACUACCCCGUCCACACGCAUCAGGACAAGUUGCUGGAGAGCAUCGCGUGCUACCGGCGGCUGAGCUGCGCCUGCGCGUUCACGAAGGAGUUCGAGGAGCGUCUCGUGCGGGAGUGCGAGCAGCACUGGCAGGAUGGCCGGCUGGGUUGUGAACAGCUCAGCCUCACUGGACACAUCUGCCAGUGCCCACGCCAAGACCACCCUACUCUUCUUCACGAGCCUUCAGGUAAGGAGUUGCCGGACCACAAGUUCGGUGCGCAGUUCGUGAAGCACUGCAACUGCGGCCACUCGAAGGGACGCAUGCAAGACUCGGUGGUACUGCGCGCCCUCAACCACGACUUCUAUGCUCAGCUGGAGGAAGUUUGCUGUGGUCAACUUGAGCGAUAUUGUUUCCCUAGUCGGGAGAACUGUGAGCCUCAUGUCAUGGAUGGGCCGUUUCUACGUCCCGAUCCUCCGGAUAAAGGCGAUAAAUCCUCCAUGCCUCGACGAACGCAGUCGGUGUGGGAGCGGAUGUCGGUGCCCGAGCUGCCCGGAUCAGAGGACGGCUCUGAGUCUUCUGCUGACGUUAGCGAAGUGAGCAAGAUCAGAGACGAAGAUAGCUCUGCUGACGAAGCAGAGCAUUCAUUAUCUGAUGACCAUGAAAUUAAUGAAGACCAAGACAAAGAGAAGCAGCCUCUCCAGGACGAUGAGACCGAUGACCAUGGUUCACACGAGCAGUUACCGGACGAUGGUUACGAACCUCAUCAUCGGUCUGCGGAAACUGCCUCGAAUUUAGCUGCUGCUAUGGCUGAACUCCAACUUGACGAUACUAAUGACGGAAGAGCCAAACAGGAACAAUCAAUUACUCGGGUGCAUUCUCAUCAGAUCUUCACUGCUGACGAAGAUGCGGUCCAGAAAUCAUCGUCUAAUCAUUUCCUACUGGAUCCUAUGGUUUCGUCCGACUCGCCUCCUGACUUUGUGCCGCUGUAUUCGUCCUGGUCGUUGGUGUGUGUCGGUGCCUCGUCGCUCUAUUCUCAUACUAUAGGUAUCAUCGACCAGCCGGGUUUUGUAAGCAGUAGCAAUUUUUUGUUGCCGUGGGACUACACGGUAAAAGUACACAACAGGAGCGACUGGCGAGCUAUAGAACAACGGCUCGGCAGAAAAUCGAAAGAAAAAAUAAACAUCAAAGGCAACGAGUUCUCAGUAAAAAUCUUCAUUGGCACCGAGUACGAGUGCAGUGCCGGCCACAGGUUCCUAAUGUCGGGCCCCAAGACUCCUCUCUACUCGAAGCAGGGACACCCAACCAUCUCCGGACGCACCAUUGCUUUGUCCGCUAUUUGUCCGCUUUAUCAUCCUUGUAUUUGUCGGGAGACCAAGACGCUAGGACUGCACUUGGCUCAGCUAACGCGGCUGCACGUGGUCACCCCCAAAGCGCCUGUCCAUGUGAUACUAAACCCUCGUAUCCAGCCCGGCUCCGCCCCUUGCCCUACGUAUUUUCCGAUUGCUGGUGGUGAUUCAGGAAUAGAGCUUCGUCCUGGCCACUAUUGGGUGAUGCGGUUGCCUAGUGUUUACGCUACCGACGCCGGGCCCUUCUAUCCUCCCGAUCCCAGCCAACAAGUGGGCGUCGAGAACGGGUGUCUCCUGCCUGGCUGUUUCUCUGUGUCUGAAGUCACGUUCAAGAUCUUGUAGGGGGGAGGCUUCGCUUCAACGACGCGUAUAGGACAUGUUUUUCACAUAAAAAAUUAAUUGUAAAGUCUCGCACAGUAUCCGGCUUCAGUUUACGAUGUUUUUCUUAUAAACGUUCAAGAUCUCGAUAGGAGAGGCAUUAAUGAUAUUUGGAGUUAGCUUCGAUUCAAAGAAGUGCAUACGGGAAGUUUUUCGUCAUUGGCCUUUUGCAUUAGGUAAUUUUCUUUCUCCUGGGUUACAGGAAUAUUAGGAUUCGACUUAUUUGUUGGGGACUAUACUAUCAAAAGCGAUAUAGACAUUUUUCGCUUCUAGAGAUGGUAAAUUCAAAUACCGAGGCCCCGCAAUUUCUGAGGAUUAAGGUCGCUUCUUUAAAAAUGUUCGUUUUUGCGAGUAAAUGUUGAAUAAUUCGGGAACUUUUUGUCAACACUGUACAUAGGGAGUCUUAUUUUCAAAAUCGUGAAAGCUGAAUUUUCCUUCUCGCUGAGGCUACACGUUUUUUGGGCAUAAUUCCCUUAUACCAUAAGCUACUUACGAUAACUCUUCCGAGUGAAUGUAAAUGGAUCCCCGGACCAGCUUCGUCUGGGUUUUAUUUGUUGUGUACCUGAUUGGUUUGUUGAAAGCAAUACAAGUCAUUAUACGUAUUGAAAGAGUUACGUA